UUGCGACAAAGAGUGAAUUACACCCAGAGCCAAAGGAAUAUCCUCCAGGAAUGGUAUGAACGCAACCCAUAUCCUGAUGCAGGUAUCCUGAACCAACUGGCCAAAACUAUUGAUGUUCCAGUACCUAAAAUAAAGAAUUGGUUUACCAACCACAGAAUGAAACAGAAAAUCUUGGAGCAACACCACCCUGAAGUCAGACCUCACCAACUGUCCUUCACAAGAGCUCAAGUGGACUUCCUAAGUAAGGCCUUCAGGAAUAACAGGCUCCCUGACCGUGCAACCAGGACAAAAAUGGCUAUGAGACUAGGCAUCAAGGAGUCAAAAAUUCAAGCAUGGUUUCAGAAGCAAAGAUUUCUAAAUCCUGAGCAUAGAGAAGAGUCCUCGAAUUUAUCAGAUGGGACAAAUGAAGGACCAAAUCCAGCUGCUCAGCAGCAGAACAUCGACCUAGCCACUCCCACAGCCAAUUGUUUCCCUUCCUCUGAACCCUGCUGUAAGGACCAGACCUCCCUACUUGCCCCACUGGAAUCCCAGGGAUUCGUUCCUGGGGAUUCCUUUGGGGUCUCUGGGAGCCGAGUGUCGAGCACUGUGACCCUACAGGCCACAGAAACUGUGCAGGAAGAACAGAACCUCGAUGCUCCUCUGACUUCCACGAAUCCCUUGCCAGAAGAGCUAAGUCCAGGACAGGAUUUCUCAGGUACCCAGGCUCCUUUCUCUUCUCAGCCUGAUGCAGAGCAUGAGAAACAACAAUCUGAGGACCCAGAUUACAUAUCUUACAUUAUGCAAUGGUGGGACAAGGGCCGCCUGGAUCUCAUUGCAAAUUGGGACCCUCAGAAAGAGGCGUAGUUUGCUCUGUCAGGUUCACCAAAGCCUUAAACUCCUGCAGUUC
Messenger RNA from Peromyscus maniculatus bairdii (prairie deer mouse), 886 nucleotides. It is a transcript of the gene Duxb, whose product is annotated as double homeobox B. Gene Ontology annotation, molecular function: DNA-binding transcription factor activity, RNA polymerase II-specific; RNA polymerase II transcription regulatory region sequence-specific DNA binding. Gene Ontology annotation, biological process: regulation of transcription by RNA polymerase II. NCBI's taxonomy places the organism in Eukaryota, Metazoa, Chordata, Mammalia, Rodentia, Cricetidae. The record is from RefSeq and is a predicted model, not a curated record. Gene Ontology annotation, cellular component: nucleus.